AGUGGGAUGCCCCUCAUAUACGGUAGAGUUUUGCGUCUUGGUCUGGGUCUGACUUGACAUCAGUACUCCUGAGCCUCUGGUCUCCAGCAAGGAACCAUGGCUGAGCAUGAACUGUAUGGGAACUGGCUGUGCCCUCCACCAUCACCAGGAAAGGGACUGACAAGACGAUCAGGGACUUAUUCAUUGGCAGGGAAAGCAGAACAUAUGAGUCACUUCAGAUCAGACUCACCUGAUAGCUUUGCUGAUGAGGAGGAUUAUGAUGAUGUGUCCUUGACUGAGACAGGAAAUCACAGACCGCAGUGGGUGCCAGCUGAAGCAAACCAGGGAAGCAAAGCUGUCCCAGGGGUUUAUGUGCUAGCAGGGAAACCAGCAGCUUCAAGUCCUAUUGAGACAGCUGACCCAAUGCCUCCCUCGGCUCAAGAUAGAUGUUGCAAGGAGAAGUCCAUUGUGGUUUUAUAUAUCCUGAUGGUGGUCUGUUUUGCAAUAUGGGCAGUUUCCCUCUCCUUUGCACUGGCAAAAUACUUGGAGAUGUCGGAGGAGUUAAGGAUGCUAAACUUGAACCACUCAGAGAAAAGUAAUGCAGUGAGCAAUCUGGACGAUAUAAGACUGGAGCAACAAAGAAUCUGGAAAACCAUCAACAACCUCUAUAACGAAUUCAAAAUUACCACAGGAGUCCUUUGCAAAGGUCUCUCAAAACCUGUGAAAUGUCCAAGCAACUGGAAGAUGUUUGAGGAAAACUGCUAUUAUUUUUCAAAUCAAAGUAAGAACUGGAAAGAUGCUAAGCAGUUUUGUACUGAUAAUGGGUCUGACUUGGUUGUCGUUAACACCGAAAAUGAGCAGCUGUUUUUGAAAACGCGUGUGAACAGGAGCAGCACAUACUGGCUAGGACUAAGUGAUACUGUCAGGGAAGGAAAUUGGGUGUGGGUAGAUGGCAGCCCUAUUAUUACCAGCUUUUGGCUCGUUCCUAGAAAUACUGACAACCGUGAAGAGGAAGACUGUGCCAGCAUGCAGCCUGAUGGGAAAUGGAACGAUGUCUCAUGUUUCUUGAAUAACUACUGGAUUUGUGAAAAAUCACAGAUAUGCUGACUCACUUCUUAAACAUGUUGCUGUUGCAGGAUAAGGCACAAAACCCCUUCACUCUUCCCAACCUACCCAGUAGCCAACAGGAAUGAACUCCAGCUCCUGAGUCAAAGAUGUAGCCUCUUUUGAUUUGCAAUCGUGCUCCCAAAACCUUCCCAUUUGUCACAACAUGUAGGCAUCCAAGUGGUGGUAUUCCUACCUGAGCCUCGCUAACUAUCCUAACCUCCACCUACAAACUCAGAAUAUUUGCAUGUGUGAGGUGUAAUGGCAAGGAACAAGACAGGUAACUGUGUUUAUAUGCAAAUUGUUAUCAAUAGGCUCCAAGUGGUAGUGCCCAAUUAAAACAAUGGAAGUUUA
Messenger RNA from Alligator mississippiensis (American alligator), 1437 nucleotides. Its product is annotated as C-type lectin domain family 17, member A. NCBI's taxonomy places the organism in Eukaryota, Metazoa, Chordata, Crocodylia, Alligatoridae. The coding region runs from base 97 to 1086 and encodes 329 amino acids. The record is from RefSeq and is a predicted model, not a curated record. The transcript has 10 exons.